This is a messenger RNA of Ipomoea nil (Japanese morning glory), 1629 nucleotides long. RefSeq names its product zinc finger CCCH domain-containing protein 20-like. Gene Ontology annotation, molecular function: metal ion binding. Bases 51 to 1169 code for a protein of 372 amino acids. The record is from RefSeq and is a predicted model, not a curated record. NCBI's taxonomy places the organism in Eukaryota, Viridiplantae, Streptophyta, Magnoliopsida, Solanales, Convolvulaceae. The transcript has a single exon.
CACCGCCCUGAAACGCAGACAUCCAUAGCCAUAUUAACCAAGAAUAGAAAAUGAUGAUCGGAGAGAGAGAUCAUAGUUAUCUUGCGGCGCAAGUUACCAAUUGGUACUCAGGUGAUCAGACGGCUAGUAUUCACUUUUCUUCGAGCCCCAGAGACAAUGCCGGCGAGGAGUUCUCGCCGUCUCUUCAAAACGACGCUGCUUUGAAGGCUUUCCAGCGUUACCUGCCGUCGAAUAGUAGCGACGGCGACUGUGACGGCGGCAAGGACGACGGUGAGUUCCCCGCCGACGCGUAUUCUUGCGAUCAGUUCCGUAUGUAUGAGUUUAAAGUGAGGAAAUGCGCACGUGGGAGGUCACAUGACUGGACGGAGUGUCCCUUUGCCCAUCCCGGAGAAAAGGCUCGCCGGAGGGACCCGCGCGCGUGUCACUACUCCGGCACGGCGUGUCCGGAUUUCCGGAAGGGGAACUGCCGGAAAGGCGACGCGUGUGAGUUCGCGCACGGCGUGUUUGAGUGCUGGCUACACCCGGCGCGUUACCGCACGCAGCCGUGUAAAGAUGGGCUCAACUGCAAGCGACGCGUGUGCUUCUUCGCCCACUCGCCGGAACAGCUCCGAGUUCUGAGCCCCCGGUACGACGGGUCGCCGCAAAGGUACGGUGGUUUCGACACCUCAUCAUCAUGUGCCAAAACUAUCCAUUUCGUUUCGUCCCCCGAGUCAGGAUCCCCGCCGUCCGAGUCUCCACCCCUGUCUCCGAUGACCACCGCCAACUCAGUCAACUCGCUCAGCCGCUCUCUAGGCUCCAACUACGUCAACGAGAUGGUGGCCUCUCUGCGUCAGCUCCAACUCAACAAGGUGAAAUCCAUGCCUUCUUCCUGGACCGUGCAAAUUGGUUCACCUGUUCACGGGUCUCCGGUCCUACCCGUGACCCGACCCGGAUUCCUCAGCUUGCCUUCCACUCCAACCCAGUGUAUCCCCCGGUCUCACUUUGAUCUCUGGGAAGAGAGCUUGCGUGAAGAAGAAGAUGAAAUUCCCAUGGAAAGAGUCGAGUCAGGGCGAGGCUUAAGAGCCAGAAUGUUCCAGAAAUUAAGCCAGGAAAAUCCUCUAGACGGGUACCCGAACCCGUCUGAUGCUCCAAACCCGGAUGUCGGAUGGGUCUCCGAUCUUAUCAACUAAAACGAUUUUCUUGACUCUUGAGAAUGGGUAAAUACUAUUUUAUUUAUUACAAAAAAAAAACUGAAUUUUAAUUUCAAUCCCAAAAAAAAAAAAAUUGUAAAGAUGGGAAGAGCUGUGAUGAACGACUGUAAAUAAGGAAGAAGAAAGACGGCGCGUCGAGGAGGAAGAAGAGAAGACUGGAUUAAUUAUUCCCUUUUUUGGUAAGUUUAAGGUUGUCACUAAUCAUCAUCGUUAUAAGUUAGAGUUUAUUUUAAUGUUGUUAUAAAUCUCGUUUACUGUGUCUUUAAUCUUUAUGUUUGUCGAGUCUGCUACUAAUUAAAUCUAAUUCCAGUAAUGGGUGUAGAUAUUAUCAUGAUCUGUGUAUGCAUGCUAGCUCUCUGCAAUUCAAAAUGAUGAAUGUAAUGAAUAAUAUUACUUCAUGUUGUAUAAUAUCAUGUAUUUUAUAAAAUUAUAUUUUAUA